AUGAAGUAUUUUUCAUCUACCAUUCUUUUAUUAAUCGUUGCUUUUAUUGGAGCAGCCUUUAGUAAACCAAUAGACAAAAGCGUCAAGGGUGCACAUUUUGACCGAAUUGUUUCAAUCAUUUUUGAAAACGCUAACUAUGAUGAGUCACUACCACAACCUUAUUUUCAAGAUUUAAUUAACCACGAUAAUGCUCAUGACAUUCCUGGAAAUAAUUUAGUUGACCUUCUUGAAGCUAAAGGUGUCAGUUGGAAAGGUUAUAUGGAAGACUACCCUGGCCACUGUUACAAAGAUGCUUUUGCUCCUUCGAACUCCAGUCAAUUAUAUGCAAGGAAGCAUAAUCCAUUCAUGAGUAUGAUAAACAUAAACACAAAUUCAACUCGUUGUGAUAAAAUAGUUGAUUUAGAUCAGCUUGAUCUUGACAUAGAAACUGGAGACGUACCACAAUAUGCUUACAUUGUACCAAAUCAAAUACAUGAUGGACAUGGGAUAAAAGGAAGUCCACAAAAUAUAACAUCUGCGGUGGAAUGGUUCAAAGGUUGGUUUGAACCAAAACUUAAAAAACCAACCUUUACUUUAUUCUUUAUUUAUUUCGAUGAAGAUGACCACCCUAAAUCCGAUACAAAUCAUAUUUUCGCCGCUCUUCUUGGUCAUCCUGUUCAUCCUCCUUCCGACCAUACUGACGAUACUCAUUACACUCUUUAUUCGUUUUUGGCUACCGUUGAGGAAAAUUGA
This is a messenger RNA of Racocetra persica, 732 nucleotides long. NCBI's taxonomy places the organism in Eukaryota, Fungi, Glomeromycota, Glomeromycetes, Diversisporales, Gigasporaceae. The record is from the annotation of a GenBank genome assembly.